GAUAACACCUACUUCUAGUCGUGCUUACUCUAUUAUCCACUGAAUAUGAAUCUUACUGGUUAUGCAUUUAUUGUGGGGGGAGGAGGUGGUAUCGGCUCCGUCUGUGCUCUAGCCUUUGCCCAAGAUGGCGCCGCUGGUCUUUUGGUUGCAGAUUUGAGCCUCGAAUCGGCUCACAGGAUCGCAGUCGAAUGUCAGCGUGCAGCCACACAUCCCAGCUUCCGGGCUGAGGCCUUACACAUCGAUGUCUCACAAGGAGAGUCGGUUAAGCGUGCCACGGCCCACAUGGUCCAGACAUUUGGACGGAUUGACUGCCUUGUUAACUGUGCUGGAAUCGGGGUGGAAAGGGCCGUUGAAAUAGCGGAUGCUAAUGCAGACGAGUUCUGUCGCUUUCUCGAUGUAAAUACUACGGGGUCUUUCAUGCUUGUGCGUGAAGUGUCGGCGAUCAUGAAGUCUCAGGAACUGAGAAUUGUCGACUCCUUGUCCGAGGCACGAGGGAAAACACGAGGAUCCAUUGUCAUUUUGGGCUCCGCCUCGUCGUUUGUGGCUACUCCAGGCAUGGUGCAGUAUACAACAUCCAAGCAUGCCGUGCUUGGCUUUGUGAAGAACGCAGCGCUGGACAACGCUCCACAUGGAAUUCGGGUGAACUGCGUCUGCCCCUCUUGGGUGGACACGCCCAUGAUUCAGAGGGCGAUUGAAAGUGGAUUGGAGCUGGACCAGUUGAUCAAGACUGUAGUGCCAAUGGGGCGCAUCGCCACUCCAGAUGAGGUUGCAGAUGCAGUGGUUUUCUUGUCGAGUUCGCGAUCGAGUUAUUUUACCGGCUGUGGGUUCAUCAUGGAUGGUGGAACAACUCUAACUUGUCAUGUUUAGAAUAGAUAGCUAGAUACAGUUCUGAUUGGUAUUCUCUGAAUAGGAAAC
This is a messenger RNA of Aspergillus glaucus CBS 516.65, 915 nucleotides long. RefSeq names its product SDR family NAD(P)-dependent oxidoreductase. The record is from RefSeq and is a predicted model, not a curated record. NCBI's taxonomy places the organism in Eukaryota, Fungi, Ascomycota, Eurotiomycetes, Eurotiales, Aspergillaceae. The coding region runs from base 46 to 867 and encodes 273 amino acids. The transcript is spliced from 4 exons. Gene Ontology annotation, molecular function: oxidoreductase activity.